CUACCUUGGUCAUUUGUACUUCAGUUGAUAAGCAGACCAGGAUGAGUCAAGCGCUGCAGCAAUCGCUGGGGGAGUCCGAAGUGUUCGAGCUCGUGUGCGACUACCUCCGCUCGCGCAAGUUCUACAAAGCAGAGCAGGCCCUUCUUCAUGAGCGCCGGCUGGCUAUGGAGAACUCAUCGUACGACACUGGCGGACUGCGCGACCAAGCCUCGUCCGCGGCAAUCCCUGCGCCGUUGAAGCCAUCCCUCCUGGAGAGCCUUCUCGAGCGCAGUUACGUGACCAACUUUGUCUCUGGUGAAGGUGACGAAGAAGAACACGAGCACAAACGCAACCGGUCACAUCUCGACGGCACCGUCGACGACGUCACUCUCGCCGAGCCCGACCACGUUGACGAUGACGCAGACGAAGUGUAUGGCCUCAGCACCCAACUCGUGUCCUUCGAAGCAUGCAAGGACGACCCGUACGGGUCGGCGACCAUGCCCAUCUACCAAACGUCCACAUUUGCGCAGAAAUCCGCCACGGAAUUCGGCGCGUACGAUUAUACGCGCAGUGGCAACCCCACGCGCGCGGCGUUGGAGCGGCAGAUGGCAGAACUCGAGAAAGGCCAUCGCGCGUUCGCGUUCACGAGCGGGAUGGCGGCACUGAGCACCAUCUCCCGCCUCGCCAAGGCGGGCGAACACAUUGUGCUGUCGGAUGACUCGUAUGGCGGCACGUACCGCCUCCUGUCCAAGUUGACGGCCAAAAACGGUGUGCAUGUCAAGUACGUCGACCUGAGUGGCCCCGCGGGUCCCGCGAACCUCCGCGCGGCACUCAACUACGAAACCAAACUGGUCAUGAUGGAGAGCCCGACCAACCCCAUGCAGCGCAUCUGUGACAUCGCGGCGUUGGCGGCGGUGUCGCAUGAAUUUGGUGCACUCCUUAGUGUCGACAACACGAUGAUGAGUCCCAUUUUGCAAAACCCGCUGGACCUCGGCGCCGACAUUUGCAUGCACUCGGCCACCAAGUUUGUGUGCGGCCAUUCAGACACCAUGUCGGGGAUUGUGAUUGCCAAGGAUCCCGAGUUGUGCCGCGAUUUGUACUUUGUCCAGAAUGCCGAAGGCACGGGGCUGGCCCCCAUGGAUUGCUGGCUGCUGUUGCGCGGUGUCAAGACUAUGGGAUUGCGUGUGCUCACGGCGCAGUCAAAUGCUAUGCGUGUGGCGUCGUUUUUGCAUGCGCAUCCUGCUGUCACCAAGGUCUAUUACGCCGGUCUACCGUCGUACAAAGACAAGGCGAUCCACGACAAACAAGCCCGCGGCGCUGGGUCCGUCAUUACAUUUUGCACCGGUGACUUGAAAUUAUCUCAACACAUUGUGACCAACACCAAGUUGUUCAAAAUCACGGUAAAAAAUACUAUUGUGCAUAAUUUCACCCACGUUUGAACUUUGAGUCAAUUUGCCAAUAACGUUUGACUUGACAAUCUAUACUAUACAAUGAGUUUAGCAUAUAUCCGGUUUUGCCCAACUGAACUGAAUCUGUACUUGGGAUUGGCCGAAAUUCACCAGAACGUCAUUUGAUUGGCUUAAGCGGUUCAUUAUUUCAUUCUCUAACAGUUUCGAUUCUGGUGUUUCGAAUCGAUUGGACAAUACUAAUUAGUACCUACCACAUAUCUAUCUAUCCUCGUAUCCUUUCAUAUACAUAUAUAUAUAUAUAUAUAUAUAUAUUCCUUGAUGGAAAACAGCGCUCUUGACACUGUUUCUAACUUUUUAGGUCAGUUUUGGCAGUGUGAACUCGCUCAUUUCGCUGCCGGGUGUCAUGUCCCAUGCCAGCAUCCCCGAAGAAGUGCGCAAGGCGCGGUCAUUCCCUGAAGAUCUCAUCCGUCUGUCCAUCGGCAUUGAGGACAUCCAGGACCUGAUCAACGAUCUGCAGCGCGCGUUCCAAAGCUUCAGCACGUCGGCGUAGAUAGAGCGAGCGCGUGUAUGCGGCAUGUUUUGCGCAUGGGAUUCCGCGACGAUUCGUCCAUCGGUGGUUCAACUUCCCCUCUUAAGUGCAGGGCAAAGACGACCCGUCCUUGGUCCAACGCCAUCGUCGCCCGCCAUGUGUGACGCGGUGUUGCCUUGUAUAGUUAGAAAGAGACAUAAUAAAUAGUCGACUAUGUAGAGAUAGCCCCCCCUUUUGGCGUCGAGAUGAUGGUGUACUUGUCUUUCAAGUUUGAAGGGUAUUCCAAG
This is a messenger RNA of Aphanomyces astaci, 2204 nucleotides long. RefSeq names its product cystathionine beta-lyase, variant. The record is from RefSeq and is a predicted model, not a curated record. Gene Ontology annotation, molecular function: pyridoxal phosphate binding. Gene Ontology annotation, cellular component: cytoplasm. Gene Ontology annotation, biological process: transsulfuration; 'de novo' L-methionine biosynthetic process. The coding region runs from base 42 to 1418 and encodes 458 amino acids. The transcript is spliced from 4 exons. NCBI's taxonomy places the organism in Eukaryota, Oomycota, Saprolegniomycetes, Saprolegniales, Verrucalvaceae.